Messenger RNA from Trypanosoma cruzi, 689 nucleotides. Its product is annotated as ribosomal protein L2, putative. NCBI's taxonomy places the organism in Eukaryota, Euglenozoa, Kinetoplastea, Trypanosomatida, Trypanosomatidae. The transcript has a single exon. The record is from RefSeq and is a predicted model, not a curated record. The annotation marks the transcript as partial.
AUGUGGCGGCAUCGGGCGGCAUCCAUAUUUGCUGGUGGGACCGUGUACCGAGGAUGUUUACUUUUUCUUCAUGACAUUCGAGGAGGAGCUGUUGGUUCUCCGUCUUUGGCUUCUGCCAAGAUCACCAGGAAAGGUACCACCGCGGAUGUUCACUUCUUCGCACCCGCCUUGUCUGUGGCGCGGCGUGGCGUCAAGUUAUCUAACCCUAGCAGCAAACAAGGUAGUCAGCAUUACGGUGUUGAACCAAAACUGGAGGCAGGCAAAGACGUUCAAUUAAAACACACCGAAAUGUACGACGGGUAUACCGAUGACUUUGGCGUGUUUAAAGAAGGACCUCCUACGACGUUACGGCUGGAAUAUGUUCGUUCCCCGGAACAUGGAUACUCGCAGCAAUUACUUCAGAAAGAUAUCUGGUCUCCAUUUCAGGUCAAUGCUAACAUGAUGAUAUACACGCCCUUUUAUUAUGACUGGAAGGGGUUUGCGAGUCGUGAUUACUGGGGACAUCGCAGUGGAACAAAUCCUGGAAGUAAAGUCCUAUUGGGUCAUUAUCGACGGGUGGAGGAGAGAUCGUGGGGGUACCGUGUUAUGGUGAACCACAAACCACAAAAGCGUAUUCCUAAAUGGUUAGCAUGUAUCGUUCAUCUACCACGUAAAAAGUCUUUUGUAGGAUUUUUCUUGUAUGCUAAUGG